Scleropages formosus (Asian bonytongue) is the source of this 3658-nucleotide messenger RNA. Its product is annotated as serine/threonine-protein kinase OSR1-like. Bases 182 to 1777 code for a protein of 531 amino acids. Gene Ontology annotation, molecular function: protein serine/threonine kinase activity; ATP binding. Lineage: Eukaryota; Metazoa; Chordata; Actinopteri; Osteoglossiformes; Osteoglossidae. Gene Ontology annotation, cellular component: cytoplasm; cytosol. Gene Ontology annotation, biological process: intracellular signal transduction; positive regulation of T cell chemotaxis; negative regulation of potassium ion transmembrane transporter activity. The record is from RefSeq and is a predicted model, not a curated record. The transcript is spliced from 18 exons.
CUAGAAGCAAAGUUUGGGAUUGAUAGUGUGAGCUGUGGAAGACUGCAAGUGAAAGGAAGGUUGCGCCCUUUUCUCACACGUCGGGAAUAAUAACUACUUUUUAGUUUUCCGACUGCGAACGCGCGAAUUUCGCGGUUCAGCGUCGCCGCUCGUCGCGCAGCUUUGAAGGCGAACCACAGCCAUGUCCGAGGACCCGAGCUGCCAACCUUGGUCCAUCAACAAAGAUGACUAUGAGCUGCAGGAGGUGAUCGGGAGCGGUGCCACAGCGGUGGUCCAGGCGGCCCACUGCAUUCCCCGGAAGGAGAGGGUGGCUAUCAAGCGCAUCAACCUGGAGAAGUGUCAGACCAGCAUGGACGAGCUCCUGAAAGAGAUCCAGGCCAUGAGUCAGUGCCAUCACCCCAACAUCGUUUCCUACUACACUUCGUUUGUGGUGAAAGAUGAACUGUGGCUGGUGAUGAAGUUACUUAGCGGCGGCUCUGUGCUGGACAUAAUCAAGCACAUCAUAUCAAGGGGUGAACACAAGACGGGCGUUCUGGAUGAGGCCAGCAUAGCCACCAUCCUGAAGGAGGUGCUGGAAGGGCUGGAGUACCUCCAUAAAAAUGGCCAGAUCCACAGGGAUGUGAAGGCUGGGAACAUUCUCCUGGGUGAAGAUGGUUCUGUACAAAUCGCAGACUUUGGUGUCAGUGCCUUUCUAGCCACGGGAGGCGACAUCACGAGAAACAAGGUGCGGAAGACAUUCGUGGGGACCCCCUGCUGGAUGGCCCCGGAGGUGAUGGAACAGGUUCGAGGCUAUGACUUCAAAGCAGACAUCUGGAGUUUUGGGAUCACGGCCAUUGAGCUGGCGACCGGAGCUGCUCCCUACCACAAAUAUCCUCCCAUGAAGGUGCUCAUGCUGACCCUGCAGAACGACCCUCCCGUACUAGAGACGGGUGUCACAGACAAGGAAAUGGUGAAGAAAUACGGCAAGUCCUUCAGGAAGAUGAUCUCGUUGUGUCUACAGAAGGACCCAGAGAAAAGACCAACGGCUGCGGAGCUAUUAAAGCACAAAUUCUUCACAAAAGCAAAGAAUAAUGAAUAUUUACAAGAAAAGUUACUCCAGAGGGCCCCGACAAUACUCGAAAGAUCCAAAAAGGUACGCAGGGUGCCCGGCUCCAGCGGGCGGCUCCACAAGACGGAGGACGGCGAGUGGGAGUGGAGCGAUGACGAACUGGAUGUGGAGAGCGAGGAGGGCAAGGCGGCCGUGGCGGCCCUGCGGUCACCGAGAGUGAAGGAGGGGUCUCAGAAUACAGAGAUUUUUCCAACGACGGAGCCUUUAAGUAGUCACCUGCAGCCUUCGGCGCCCGGCCAAGCCCAGCUACCUCAGCCUGCUGCUCCUCCAGCCAACGUCCCGCCCGCAGCCCAGGCCGCGGCGUCUGCGCAGGGCCCGCCCACCACUCCUCCAGCUGCACCGGCUCCGGCCGCUGCACCAGCCUACGACGCGACCAGAUCCCCCAUCAGCUUGGUAUUAAGGUUGAGAAAUUUAAAGAAGGAGCUGAAUGAUAUAAGAUUUGAAUUCAUGCCCGGAAGAGACACAGCAGACGGGGUUUCCCAGGAGCUGGUGUCUGCAGGCCUGGUGGAUGGAAGAGACUUAGUAAUAGUUGCUGCCAAUCUGCAGAAGAUCGUUGAUGAGCCUCAAACCAACAGAAAUGUGACUUUCAAGCUGGCUUCUGGUGUGGAGGGAUCUGAGAUUCCAGAUGAUGUUAAACUUAUGGGAUUUGCACAGCUCAGCAUUAGUUAAACCAUAGUACUAACAUGGACCCAACUUGCCUAAAACAAAGAAGAAGAAGAAGAAACAGUAUUGCACACCUUGUGCAUUUUAUUUUCUUUUACUGGCCUAAAGGAACCACUACUGCCAAAGAAAUUACUUAUCACCCCAUAGGAUUCGGAAACAUUUCUUGACUAAAUAGGAUUGUUCAUUGCUAAUGCAGAGUACAGUAUAGGAAUCACACUAAAUAUAUUGUUUACAGUGUUUGUCUAGAAGGAUCUCGGUCGUCGUCAUCCACUCAUGAGAUUUUCACUGAUUUUUAAUUUUUUUUCCUCUUUUGUAAUAUGGCUUUUAUUUGCACAUUCUCAGCUUAUUCUCUCAAGGUCCUGGUGAUGUAAGAACGCCUUAUCGGUGACAGUACUACUGAGUAAAUAGCGGCUUGCUUGGUCCCUGUAUGCAGAGACGGACACGGGGUGCGUUUGGAAGCGCCAGCUGUUUCUGUAGGGAACCAUAGAUGCACGGUGGCUGAACGCAACACACACAGAUUGCAUGUCCUCGUGUCACAUGCCUGCAUCUGGUAUAUCUGGUUUGGAUGUUUUGCUGAAUGAUGCAUUAAAGCUGAAGGUGGAGUUAAUAGAUAAUUGUUAAUUAGUUGGACUGAGGUCAUGUUAACACACUUCUGAAAUGUUCUGUCUAGAUGUUUGUCCUGCUGCCGUUUUUGAAGGAAUAUCAUAAAUGGGAUGAGUGUCAUUUUAAUCUGGCCAGAUAUGUCUGCUGCAUUUUUCUCGAUCCAUAUUUUAGAGGCUGCGUGUAUGCUGGAGCGUGACGACUGCUUUGAAAGACGGGCGGAAUGGACCCGACGAGGCGCCGCCACGUUCACACCUCGAGUUUCAAACGGCGAGCGGUUUAUUUCAGGAAGCUGCCGUCUGGCUCCCUGUUGUUAUCCAUCGCAAGCAGGCAGCCGGCGCUCUCGUGGCGGUCAGAGAGCUGCCUAGGAGCUCUCGAGAGGUCCGUGACAAGGGUUUGUGGGUGCUGCUCAGGUGCUCUGAGGGAGGGGGUGGUGGUGGUGGUGGUAGGAGGGGGUUGCUCAGUUUGAAGAACGGUCCCCAGAAGCUGGAGUGCUCAUCUUUAACCAGAGAUGUGCAGGCUGAUUCGGGAGGCGGCGGCCUAGAUGAAACAAACAGGACGGUGAGCGCAAGCCCCCCCAGUGGCGGAUUACGGGGUCGUCACUCCUUCGCCGCUCAACUGCACACCUCUCACCGUGGACAAAGUGACUUGGCAUCGUUUCCCCGUUUGGUUAACAGCGUCGCCUUUGUGUUUAAUAAUUACAUUUUAGUGUCGGUUUAUUUUCUGAACGGUCUUUGCGCACGUUGGCCUUUUUUCAAAUUUUUUUUUUUUUUUCUUUUUGAAGAUGGCUGCAUUUCUUGCGUAGGAAUAGGACAGAACAAAUACAGCUCGUUUUCGUUUCUCUCGCACCACGUAGCUUCACAGCAGGGUUUAAUUCGGAAAGAGCGGCACUCGUCUAUGUUCAAGGGCUCACCUUCCGCUUCGAGUUGACAUUUGCAGACCUUCCCUCACGGCUGCCUGCACGCCCAGAAGGCAACGGGGAGGUGAUGCUGCCGCUCUGGGUAAAGUAUCCUAAUCUGGCCUUUUAUCAGUUCUGCCAAAAAUACUAUACCAUAUUCUGACUCGGACAGCUCUCCGGUGUACUCUCGUUCCCCUUCGUCUCCGAUACUUCACUUGAGAGGUUCGCCACAUUUUGGGCAAUGCACAUCUUUUGUCUCUUAGUGAAUUUCCCAUUUAGUCACCAGCUUUAUUUACCGUGGUGUAGGAUCCUGCUGUUGUGCCAGUUUUGAUGCUUUCUAACUGUGGCCUUGAAUACGUCGUCUGCAUGUUCUCACCUGUCCACAGGUA